This is a messenger RNA of Neofelis nebulosa (Clouded leopard), 2300 nucleotides long. Its product is annotated as cationic amino acid transporter 3-like. Lineage: Eukaryota; Metazoa; Chordata; Mammalia; Carnivora; Felidae. The record is from RefSeq and is a predicted model, not a curated record. The transcript has 2 exons. Bases 295 to 2040 code for a protein of 581 amino acids. Gene Ontology annotation, molecular function: amino acid transmembrane transporter activity. Gene Ontology annotation, biological process: transmembrane transport; amino acid transport. Gene Ontology annotation, cellular component: plasma membrane.
CUGAGUUACCUAGGAGGUUUUCCUUGGUCACUCCAUUCCUGUGAGCACCCCAGCCCAGCACUUUGCUGACGAGGAGAUGUCUCUUCCGCUUUCGUUAACACCCGAUCAGGCAUUAUGAAGGGCUAUCAAAUACCAGAUGAAAUACAAAGCAGCAACUUUGAAACCUGAGGAAGGGACUUCGGCAGCCCCAACUCAACUUUGCUAAACUUAGCCUCACUGAACCAGAUCCCAGACUCUGCACCCUGGACUUGCUACAGCUCUGUGAUCCUGGAAUAGUCUUCAACUCCAGCUAGAAUGCCGUGUCAGACAUUUCAUGGAUUUGGUCAAAAACUGGUACGCAGACGUAAGCUGAAGGCACACGUGGCUGAGAGUGACCCACGGAGAAAAUUGAGCACUCUGGAUUUAGUGACCCUGGGUGCGGGCCGCACACUGGGUGUAGGUGUGUAUGUCCUGGCUUGUGAGGUGGUCAGCAAUCAAGCAGGACCAUCCUUUGUGAUUUGUGUUUUGAUUGCUGGCCUAUCUUCAAUGUUGGCUGCGCUGUGCUAUGCAGAGAUUACUGCCUGGGUUCCCCAUUCUGGCUCUGCAUUUCUCUACAGCCAUGUCACUAUAGGUGAGCUUUGGGCUUUCAUCACUGGCUGGAACCUCAUCCUCUCCCUUGUUGCUAAUGCAGUCAUUUAUUUCCAUGUAAUGUUCUUAGUUUUUGAGUCACUGCGUGUGACACUGCAAGAAUUUAUCUUACCGCAUGUUUCCCACUACCUUAGAGAAGACCAUAUAAGCUUCAUCUUUAUGUUCCUUCUGUGGUUUCUCAUGUAUUUCUGGUAUGAUUCAACUUCCUCACUUGCCAAAGUGCUCAUGUUGGUGAAAAUUUUGGUUCUCAGUUUUGUCAUCAUCGUUGGCUUCAUUAAGGGGGACCUGCACAACUGGAAGCUCACAGAAGAGGACUAUGUAAAGGCUGGACUCAAUGACACCUCAAGCUUGGGCCCUCUGGGCUAUGGAGGAUUUGUGCCUUUCGGCUUCGAGGGGAUUCUCCGUGGAGCAGCUACCUGUUUCUAUGCAUUUAUAGGUUUUGAGAAAAUUGUUAGCAGAGUUGAAAAAGCCCAGAACCCCCAACAUUCUAUCCCGAGGAGCUUUGUGAUUUCAGUCUUCAUCCUCUUUGUGCUGUAUUUUGGUAUCUCGUUAGCCCUUCCACUUAUGGUACCUUACUACCAGCUUCAACCUGGGAGCACCUUGCCUGAGGCAUUUCUCUUUAUUGGCUGGGCUCCUGCCUACUAUAUUGUACUGUUUGGAUUUUUCUUUAGUUUUUUUGGAAAUAUCUUUCAAUUUAUUGGCCCCAUCUAUGACCUCUUAUACGAUAUGGCAGUGAAUGGACUCUUGUUCCCUGUCCUUACCAAGAUCCUCAGUUGGAGAUACUUCUACCGCGUAAUUUAUUUUAUUUUUAUGAUUAUUGCAGCAAUCAUGACAUACUUCUUUGGACUCACUGAUGUUGUGGACCUCAUGUUUAUUGGGUCCAUGAUAUCUUACUCCAUGGUUGCUAUUUGUGUUCUCAUCCUCAGGUAUCAGCCUGAGAGGAGGAAUGGGGGAAAUGAAGCAGAGAUGCAGGAGGAGAACGGACCUGCAGCAGAGAGGCUGACUCUACAGGGACUACUUUUUCCAUGCAGCCCCACCCCCACUCCACUCUCUGGCCGGGUUGUCUAUGUUUGCUCCUCACUGCUUGUUCUGCUGCUCACUCUUCUUUGCCUGGUUCUGGCCCAGUGGCCAGUUCUGCUUUCUGGAAACCUAGCGUGGAUUUCAGUGGUUGUGCUCCUCCUGGUGCUCAUCACUGGGAUCACUGGGAUCAUCUGGAGACAGCCACAGAGCUCCAGUCCCUUUCACUUUAAGGUCCCUGCUGUGCCUCUCCUCCCACUACUGAGCAUCUUCAUGAAUAUUUACCUUAUGAUGCAGGUGUCAGCUGCCACCUGGGCCCAAUUUGGUGUCUGGAUGUUGAUUGGGUUUGCUCUGUACUUCAGCUAUGCAAUCCAGUCAGUACAGCCUGGCCUCUAACCAUACUUAUGCUAGGGCCAAAACUGUAAACUUUGAAGUUUGUAGUUCCAGUACCUAAUUUUUUUUUUUUUUUUACUUAUCUACUUUUCAAUUGUGCCUGUGUCUGUUCACUGACUUAAAAAUAUUAUUAAAAAUGUGUGCCUUGGUGGCUCAUUCGGUUAAGCAUCCAACUUCAGCUCAGGUCAUGAUCUCAUGGUUUGUGAGUUUGAGCCCGGUUUGGGCUCUAUGCUAACAGUCAGAGUCUGUGUCUCCCUAUCUCU